This is a messenger RNA of Aspergillus steynii IBT 23096, 1299 nucleotides long. RefSeq lists its product as uncharacterized. The transcript is spliced from 4 exons. NCBI's taxonomy places the organism in Eukaryota, Fungi, Ascomycota, Eurotiomycetes, Eurotiales, Aspergillaceae. The record is from RefSeq and is a predicted model, not a curated record. The coding region runs from base 1 to 1299 and encodes 432 amino acids.
AUGGGGAACAGAGACGCAGAAUCUCCAGCAAGGCCUGCUGUCAACAAGGAGUGUAAUACGGAUAACGAUCCAACCCCCUCUGCCGCCCAAAGUGAAUGUUAUCAGAUCGAAAUUGGAAGAGACGGAGAUCAGAGACGUGUCUAUGACAAUGACUUGGAGAAGACAGGACAGAAGAUCAGAGAGUUCAACAAGAAAUUGUUUGGAGUUGAGGAUGACCUGUGGGUAGAACCUUGGACCUUCCACGAAGCCGGCAUUGAGUACACUGGUGUUUACGUUCCACGCCCCAAGCCGAAACUCGAGGAGAAUCCAUUUCACAAACACCCAUUCUUUUACCGCACAGUGGGCUGGUCUACUGUCGAGGCCGACAAGUCUAAGAAACUUGCGGGUCACAUAUCGUACGGCAUCGCGCACUGGGCACGGAACUAUUGUGUCGAAGACCCUGAGACCAUUGAAGAAGAGUUUUCCAGCGAAGAAAAGGAGGAGCUGAUUAGAAGCCUGGCUGGUUACUGCAAGCAGCAAAGCUGGGAUUCGUUGGUGGAACAGAUGAAACCCUGCACUUAUCGAGACCUACCUCAGAUACUCGCAGAGGCCAUUCUUGCAAAAUCUAUAUGGGAAAACGUGGUCAAGGACCCCUUUUUCUUUCUUGGAGAAAAUUGCGAUCCCGUUCCUCCCGGCGGUUAUCCUGACCUCUUUCUGCCUUCUCGGUCUCAGAUCCAUAACAUGUGGCGAUGGGCCGAACAAGUCACCUCGUAUGAUGCUUGCAAAUGGCGUCGGUUGACCCUGCAGCAUCUUAUUGAAAACACACCGGCGAUGAGCAAGAACCCCUCGCUGGGAAUACAUGUUCAGAAGUUCCGCGAGGCGGCCAUUGAGAGAAUGGCAGAGGAAAUCCUCAGCCCGACCGGUACUCUGCGCCGAUUCUUGAAGAAACCGUCCGACCCCGAAGACGAGAAAUGGACAUUGUGGACUAUCAUCAGGUUGUAUCGGCAGGCGGAGCAGCUCAGCUACGGACUUCACGUCCAUGACAACCAAUACAACUUUUAUCCUUUGGAAUUAUUGCCCAUGUUCGAACCUGACACAGAGAAUAUGGAAAGGUCCUGGCCCCACAAUGCGGAACGUGGUAGCAAUGAUCAAAGAACCAGCCGCCCUGUCUUGUUCCAGUUCAGGCCGAUUUUGACAUACACAUCCGAAGCUGACAAUGGAAAAAAGUCGACCGAGUCGAAUUUGAUAUGGCCCGCAGAGGUAGUGAUUUCCAGUCACUCCAAAACCGUCACUAAUCUUUGGUCUCUUGGUGCUAAUUGA